AUGUCUGACAACAGCAACAACAACGUCAAUGGUAGCGACAAUGAUGAUGUUGAUCUUCUCAAGAUUGUGGAGUGGAGGUUGCGGCAAGGCAGUGCGGAAAGCGGCGAAGAAGAGGAAGAAACAGCAGCUGCCUCCGAUGCUCCCUCGAGCUACUUUGCUUCUUCUGCUACCAGUAGUCCUGCUGCCACUGGUGCUGCCCCUCCUCCUCCAACCUCGGCCACCACAAGUGUGAACCACAAAGGAUGCCAAGUGCCGCAACAAACUAUUCUAUCAAGACAAACCGAAUAUUCUAGGCAACAACAAAGGAAUCCUGGUGCCUAUGCCGUUGGUGGUCCAUGUCUUGCUAAUUUCAGAGAGAAUCAUUCGAAUAGUCAUGCUGGUACGAGUGAGGAAGGCCUUGACAAUUGGGUUGAAGAAAUUGGAGAUGAUAAAAUCAUUGCCCAUCCUAUAGACGAUGAUCAGCAGACAGGGCUGCUACCCAAUGCAGAGCCCGUGCCCUCCAAUGCGCGAUCCAGAGCUUACUGGAGGCAAAAAUUGAUUUGUUCCCUUUCUGCUGAGAUCAUUGUGGCUUUCCUUAUUUUAUCGAUUGUUGUCCUAAUUUUCGUGGUGACAUCCAAACAAGGAAACAGAAAUCGGCUACCAAAUCAAAUUGGAUCAUCUCGUCUUCCUGCAAAUCCCGUGGAAGCGGCAACAACACAGACCUUUUUGGAGUCACUCAAUCUACCUCAGUACACACAAAAGGCACUGGCAAACUCCAGAUCUCCUCAGUCCAAGGCCUAUCAAUGGUUGGUCAACAACAUCAACAACCAAACGCUUGCUCAACCAGAUCUACCAAAAUGGAGACUGAUACAAAGAUUUUCUAUGGCCACAUUCUACUAUUCCACAAGAGGGGAUUAUUGGGUGAAACAUCGUGGCUGGCUGGAUUGGGAGACAAAUGAAUGCAGCUGGGAACAAUUAUUUAUGGAUGACACAUUCUCUCCAGACCUGUGCUGUAAUGAGAUGGGAGAAAUCAAGGCACUGGCAUUUUGGCAGGCCAAUAACAUGGAAGGAACAAUUCCUCCGGAGAUUUCCUUGCUUGGGAAAAGUUUGCAGUCAAUCGAAAUAAUUCGGCAAUUGGGACUCAAGGGAACCAUCCCAACUGUGGUUGGGCUGCUGACACAAUUGACUCGAUUACUUUUGAGUGUGGUAAACAUUGAUGGCUCCUUUCCAACCGAGUUGGGUCAACUGCAGAGUCUUCAGUUGCUUCAAUUUCAUAGGACACCAAUUCAGGGGCAUAUUCCUUCUGAGAUUGGACGACUGCGCAACUUAUCGACAGUGAUUGUGGGGAGAGCCAAUAUAACAGGUUCUGUACCAAUUGAUCUUUACAAAUUGCCCGGCCUGCAGUCUCUAUUAAUUCUGAAUUGCCCUGGACUGGAAACUGAAUACAUCCUUCAAGAAAUCAUCAGCAACACAAGACAGCUUCGUUUCCUGAUGCUAUCCAGCCAAAGCGUUGGGACAGUAUUGUCAAUUCCAUCUGAAAUUGGCACUCUGACAGAACUAACACUCCUACAUUUGCAGGACUGGAAUUUUCAUGGUACUCUACCGGGGGAGAUUGGAAAGUUGAGCAAGUUGACACAUCUGCACUUGGGUGGCAAUUCAAUCUCUGGAACUCUGCCACCGAUAUUGUUGGAGUUUACCAAUCUGGUAUUUUUACAUCUUGGUUCCAACAAGCUGGAGGGAACAAUUCCACCCAACCUCUUGUCUAUACUUACCAACCUGCAGGCAUUGCACCUCAAUGACAAUCUGUUAGUGGGCACCAUUCCUACAGAAGUGGGCCAACUGUCUGAUCUCAGACAAAUCGAGUUACAGCAGAAUACCAACCUUUCUGGCACACUACCUAGGACGGAGCUACUUUCGCUGAAGAAGUUGACCAACUUGGUAGUCACGGAGACAUCCUUGUCGGGCAGCAUCCCGGAAGAGCUGUGUGACAGAAUGCACCAUCAGGAAAAGCAAUGCUAUGGUAGUCUACUGUGUGCCGUCGUGCCAGUGAAUAGCAGUACAACCGUCUGCCAAGGCACUUUUCUCUGUGGGUGUGCUGAUUGUGCUCCUUGCGAGCUUGACUAG
Molecule: messenger RNA, 2103 nt
Organism: Seminavis robusta
Lineage: Eukaryota; Bacillariophyta; Bacillariophyceae; Naviculales; Naviculaceae
Source: the annotation of a GenBank genome assembly